AUGUCCUUCUCCACACUAGUGGCAACCUCCGCGGCGGAAUUCAACUUUUGGGAUUACAUCAACGAGCAGCCGGCUCUACAGGGUUGCAUUAUAUACUUCACCAUCCCACUGGUGCUCGUCUUGAUCAAUGCCAUAAGAAUCGAGAUCUAUGGUUGGAUGGAAGUGGCAACAGGCACCAUAAAAAUACUUUUUCUUGGUUUUAUUAUCGUGACAUUGAUUGCAAUUAACCUUGGAGCUGGGCCAGAUACUCGCCCCUUGGGCGCUAAGUAUUGGGCUUCGCCUACCGACUUUGAUAAACGGGCUGCCGAUAACUGGGGCUCUGCUUUACUGAUGAGCAUUUCAAUAGCGACAUUUGCCUACACCGGAGUCGAAGUUGUUGCUGCCUCUGCUUUGGAGGCAAAAUGGCCACAUCGCGCAGACGAAACGUCGACACCCUCAAGUAUAUCUACACGGUCUAACGACGCCCAAAUGGGGAAAUCAUUCAAGUUUUCCGCUAGAUUCAUUCCUUUGCUUGCAAUGAUUGGCUAUACCACCAGUGGGCUGGUUGCAACAUUUGAUAUAGGGCGAACUGACUGCGCUCUCCCUCGUCUCAGCUGGCUUUCAUUGGAUAUAGAGGCCGGGUGCGAAAAGCCUUCAAACAGUGCUGCAUUCGUUGCAAUUGCCGCAAUGUCCAAUAUUCCGCACUUGGCAGACGUCUUCAAUGCUUUCCUCGUGUUCACAUGUCUCUCUUGUGCUACUACUAAUCUGUAUGUCGCUUCUCGCACCUUAUUUGGCUUAACAAGUCGCCUGAAUGGAGGCGAAGGUCAGAUAUGGUAUCUCCGUGUCUUUGCGUGGUUUGGGAAAACAGAUAAACGACAGGUUCCCCUGCGAGCUAUGAUAUUCUCCGCGGUUGCAUUCUGGUGGGUACCAUUCCUGCAACUGAUCCGCGGAAAUAGAAACAGCCAAUCCUCGGGGAAUACAACCAAAUCCGCCUUGAAAGAAACUCGAGCCUCUGUGGAUAUGUUUGUGGAGGUAUUGAGCCAAAUGGCAUACUCUGCGGUUUUGAUUGUCUGGGCGUGCGAGUGUCUGGCGUUCAUUCGCUUUUACCAUUGUAUUCGUCGGCAUCAUCAUUAUCUCAAACGCGAAAAUGUUCCCCACGUCCAGCGCUGGAACGAGGAGGACCUUGAUGACUAUCCAUACCGAAGCCAUUUGCAGCCAUUUACAGCAUAUCUAGCCUUGUUGGGUUGUAUCUUUGUCUCAUUAGUCGCAAACGGGGCAGCAUUGUGGAAUGGGUUCCACCUUCUACCAUUCUUAGCAUCAUACCUGGCGGAUUUUAUUGAACAGGUUAUCGUCUUCGUGGGUCUAUGGGUAUUGUUGAAGAUUAUGCGGGGCGCGAAGUGGUCUCUGGUUGAUCUCUCACAGCCGGAAAAGGCUAAAAAAAUAUUCUCGCAUCUACAUGACAUCCGACUGAGUGUGACGCAGCCUAAUGAACCUAAACAUCGUCUUUGA
Molecule: messenger RNA, 1488 nt
Organism: Penicillium expansum
Lineage: Eukaryota; Fungi; Ascomycota; Eurotiomycetes; Eurotiales; Aspergillaceae
Product: Amino acid/polyamine transporter I
Exons: 8
Coding region: 1-1488 (495 amino acids)
Biological process (GO): transmembrane transport
Cellular component (GO): membrane
Source: RefSeq, a predicted model, not a curated record